AUGUUCACUCAACGCAUGUCUACUAAGGCCAUACAGGCAGCCAGACCGGUCAUCAGGAGCUCAACACUACAACACCGCAACAUCCACAACAUCCACAACAUCAUCCUCCCUCGCGACUUUGAAUACGUCGCUGCCUCCGAGUACUCACGUCUCUCGCGCGAAAGCAUCACGAGAAUCAAUGAACUCAGCACCACCAUCGAAGAGAAAAACAACGUUAUCGAAAAACAAGCUGCAAUGCUUUCUCAAAAGGAGACUGUGAUUGCAGAUUUGAGAAAGGAGAUUGUGGGUGACAGACAUAGGGGCAGUGGAGCAGGGGUGGGGAGUCGAGUGCAGGAGAAGAAUCUCCACGACAUCGUCGACAUAACAUUUGCAAUUCCUUUCAGUCGCUGGCUUCGUGACGCCUUCAAGAUAGGUCGCAAGAACAAAGCGCACCGCCAGUCAGGCGCGGCCAACAAGGAUCGUGGAAAAGUAGGCAAAGGUCGCUACAAAAUGGGACAAGACGGUUCAAGCCCGGUAGAUGAGGGCGCACCUUCCAAAACACUUGAGAGUCGCACAGUCGAUGGCUUGGCCAAGUAUAUCAAGGAAGGGCACGCGAAGCGCAUUGUCGUCAUGACGGGCGCAGGAAUCUCGACAAGUGCAGGCAUCCCCGACUUCCGCUCGCCCAACACUGGUCUCUACGCCAACCUAGCUAGACUCAACCUACCGUAUGCCGAGGCCGUUUUCGACAUUUCCUUCUUCCGCGAGAAUCCUACGCCAUUCUACACUCUCGCUCAUGAGCUCUACCCUGGCAAAUACCGCCCGACCGUCACACAUUCCUUCAUCCGUCUGCUCCACGAGAAAGGCCUGCUGCUUAAGUUGUUCACUCAAAACAUCGACUGUCUCGAACGCGAAGCUGGUGUGCCGGAUGAGUCAAUUAUUGAAGCUCAUGGCAGUUUCGCCCGUCAGAGCUGCAUCGACUGCAAGAGCCCGUACCCACAAGAAGAGUUGAAGAAGCAAAUCGAAGCCAAGACUAUCCCUCGCUGCCACAAAUCUAGCUGCCACGGUUUGGUUAAACCUGAGAUUGUCUUCUUUGGCGAGCAGCUACCCAGCGCCUUCUUCGACAAUAUUGACGUGCCAACUGAGGCAGAUCUCUGCAUCGUUCUGGGCACGUCGCUACAGGUUCAGCCUUUCGCAAGUCUGCCUGGUGCUUGCAAAUCUGGAGUACCUAGAGUCUUGAUCAACAUGGAAAGAGUCGGAGGCCUUGGUUCACGCUCCGACGAUGUUCUGUUACUCGGCGACUGCGACGCUGGUGUGCGAAAACUUGCCAAAGCAAUCGGCUGGGAAGACGAACUCGAGGACCUGUGGGCACAGACUGACCCCGGAUAUCUUCCUGGCAAGCCUAUCAAGAGCAAAGACGAUAUCGCCAAAGAAGAAGCCAAGAAGACCAGAGAUGAGAAGUUCCAGGAAGAAAUUGACAAGCUCACAAAAGAAGUCGACAAGACUUUAGAUCUGUCCAAGUGGCACCAAGACCAAAUUAGAAAGGACCAUUUGGAUGGCCAGAACGACUCCAAGGACCCGGCCAAAGGCGAGAAGACCAUGCGAUACGACGAAAAUGCAGACAACAACGAUAAGGCACCUUUGAACGGACUCAGCCACGUGUUCCCACACAUCGGCGAGAAGUCUUCUCUAUGA
Aureobasidium subglaciale EXF-2481 is the source of this 1671-nucleotide messenger RNA. RefSeq lists its product as uncharacterized. Bases 1 to 1671 code for a protein of 556 amino acids. NCBI's taxonomy places the organism in Eukaryota, Fungi, Ascomycota, Dothideomycetes, Dothideales, Saccotheciaceae. The transcript has 2 exons. The record is from RefSeq and is a predicted model, not a curated record. Gene Ontology annotation, molecular function: NAD+ binding.